CUACAGCCACAACUCUCCGCUCGGGUCUCAUUAUUUCCUCCCGUGUGGUUUCGCCGAAGUUUCCCUGUUUUGCGUCUCUUUCUCUAGGGUUCCGAUCGAUUCCAGUCCGGAUCUCGUUAAUUUCCAGUUGUUCCCUUCCAAAAUCUCGUCUUGAUUUGCAUGAUCUGAGAUUUCGAAAGGAGCGCACCCAGAUGCUGCACAGGCGCUGUUCCUCUGCCGUGGUGAUCGGAUCGUCUUCUGAACAACGCCCCUAAUUUUGAGGUAGACUAUAUUGCUCGCGUUUGUGAUUAUGGACGAAGGGGACCUCGAUUUCUCUAAUCCCGAGGUCUUCUCUGGGCCCAACGGUGGUGAAGAUCUUCCUAGCAACUGCUCCAUGGAUAGUUUUUUUGACAACAUCUUCAAUGAUAGCCAUACAUGCACCCACACCCACACUUGCAACCCGCCGGGACCGGACCUCUCUCACACCCAUACUUGUUUCCAUGCGCACACCAAAAUCGUCUCAGCUUCUCCUGAUGAGACUGCUGAGUCAGUGGAGAAGGGAACUUCAUCAAAAAAAAGAUCUUGUGGUAACAGAGAGGCUGUUCGGAAGUAUAGGGAGAAGAAGAAGGCACAUGCAGCAUCCUUGGAGGAAGAGGUUGCUCAACUAAGAGCUGUUAACCAGCAACUCAUGAAGAGGCUUCAAAAUCAAGCUGCUCUUGAAGCUGAGGUUACGAGGCUCAGAUGUUUGCUUGUGGAUCUAAGGGGGCGCAUAGAUGGAGAGAUUGGAUGUUUUCCUUAUCAGAAACAGGUGAAAGCGAGCGGGGAUUUUACUUAUAACGUGACCCAAUCAAACAUGCUAGCUGAUGCUCAGGUUCUAAACUCAUGUGGCUUCCGUUGCGAUGAUCAGGUGUCUUGUCUCUAUCCAGAUAUACAAGGGAAGACUUUUGGAGAAAAUGGUUCUUAUAGCAGUCAAGAUCUCCGAGUCUGUGAGAUUGACAAUUUGCAUUGCAUUGGGACUCCUGCUGCUAGAUCUUUUGGAUGUGGAAAUGGAGUUGCAAAAUCUGCUGAUCACUCAGCUAAAAUCACAAAAAUUGAAGGUGCUCGUGCUGCAAAGAAGGAUCACAUUGUUGAUCUUUGAUUUGAUAGUCAAUCCAUUGCCUGUCUUUUUCAGCAGACAAUCCUUUUCUAGUUUGUUCUCCAGUUGGUUGCUUUAAGAUUAAAUUAAGGUGUAGAAAGUAGAAUUCCAGCGAGCGAGGAUUGCGGAUGUAGUUGCAUAGCAAACUAUCUGCCUUCGAAUCAGUUGAUAGCCUCUGUUUGGAUGUUGUCUUAAGUAGGAUCAAAUGCUCGUAGCAGAAUCAAGAUUAAAAAAAAAUAAAGUAUGUAGGGAUUUUGUUGUCUCCAUAAAUUUUGAUUGUACUAUAUAUCAAAAUCCUUCAUAUUUGUAUGUGUAUAUUGAGGUACUCAGCUUUGUUCUGGAUCAUGGUUUCAAUCUUAUUUCCUGAGCUUUUAUGGUUUCGAUCAAA
Zingiber officinale is the source of this 1502-nucleotide messenger RNA. RefSeq names its product basic leucine zipper 19-like. The record is from RefSeq and is a predicted model, not a curated record. NCBI's taxonomy places the organism in Eukaryota, Viridiplantae, Streptophyta, Magnoliopsida, Zingiberales, Zingiberaceae. Gene Ontology annotation, molecular function: DNA-binding transcription factor activity, RNA polymerase II-specific; RNA polymerase II cis-regulatory region sequence-specific DNA binding. Gene Ontology annotation, biological process: DNA-templated transcription; regulation of transcription by RNA polymerase II. The transcript is spliced from 3 exons. Bases 290 to 1117 code for a protein of 275 amino acids.